AUGUCUCGUGAAGCCUACCAAGUUCCCACGGCAGUGCCCACCCCAGGCCGCGAUGCCUACGGCGGUGGUCUCGAAGGCCAAGGCCACGGCCCAGCCAUCCUCUACACGUGCGGCGACUGCAGCGCGAAGGUGCCUCUCAAGAGAGGUGACCCCAUUCGUUGCAAGGAGUGUGGACAUCGUGUUCUCUACAAGGAGCGGACGAAGAGAAUGGUUCAGUUCGAGGCGAGAUGA
Drepanopeziza brunnea f. sp. 'multigermtubi' MB_m1 is the source of this 231-nucleotide messenger RNA. RefSeq lists its product as uncharacterized. NCBI's taxonomy places the organism in Eukaryota, Fungi, Ascomycota, Leotiomycetes, Helotiales, Drepanopezizaceae. Gene Ontology annotation, biological process: DNA-templated transcription. Gene Ontology annotation, cellular component: RNA polymerase I complex; RNA polymerase III complex; RNA polymerase II, core complex. The record is from RefSeq and is a predicted model, not a curated record. Gene Ontology annotation, molecular function: zinc ion binding; DNA binding.